This is a messenger RNA of Glossina fuscipes, 2478 nucleotides long. RefSeq names its product patj homolog. The record is from RefSeq and is a predicted model, not a curated record. NCBI's taxonomy places the organism in Eukaryota, Metazoa, Arthropoda, Insecta, Diptera, Glossinidae. Gene Ontology annotation, molecular function: protein binding.
AUGUUUCUAUCAUCACAAACAUUGGCGUCGGAUUUGGGUGUUAUGGGAGAAAUGGCGCAAACGGAAUUUCGUAAUUUCUACCGAAAACAAUUUAAAUUUGACGGCGUCGAAAGUUAUCAAUUGCAACUGAUAGAUGCCAUUUACACGGCGGCUUUCAAAACAAAAACGGAAAAGAGAAAACAGGUGAUUUCAUGUGCCAUAACGGUGCUAUACAUUUGUGCUAAUGACUUCGACAUCGAUAUGGCUGGAAAUCUAGUGCUUAGUGUAAACGGUGGCGACGUUAUGUAUGAUUUUGACGAACGUUUGUCUUCACCAUUAAAUAGUACUAGCCCCGUAGCAAGUGGUAAAGUCGGUACCGAAUUAGCAGAAGCUCAACACACGAAGAUACCUUCACUGUCUGGGGUAGAACUUUUCCCUACUGAUUACGUUCAAGUUCAGGCUAUAGAAUUGGUCAAUGACGGCACAGGUUUAGGUUUUGGUAUAAUCGGUGCUCGAAAUUCGGGUGUUAUUGUGAAAACUAUUUUGCCAGGAGGUGUAGCUGAUAGAGAUGGCCGCCUUCGCUCGGGCGAUCAUAUUCUUCAAAUAGGUGACGUAAACUUACAACAAAUGGUUUCAGAACAAGUCGCUGCCGUUUUACGACAGUCUGGUACACAUGUUCGUCUAGUAGUGGGGAGAGCUAUAGAAAAUCCUUUGCCAACUGGUCUUAAUUUAGAGCCUGGCAGUGCAAUUGUGCCUGCACGUGUUUUAGUUGAUCGUGCCGAAUUAGAGCGCUAUCUAAUAUCUACAGGAUUUCCUGAGAUAUUCGGAGAAAGCUCAAAUGCUUCUACUCCAACCGAAGAUGAACGUUUUAUAUAUCGUGGAGCUGCAGGACAAUCACCAAUGAUUGAUUUACUGGAGCUACCAGAAACUGAAACGUUGCAAGUGGAACUUACCAAAGAUGCCAACGGUUUGGGUAUAACAAUAGCUGGUUACGUAUGUGAGAAGGAGGAGCUUUCGGGUAUCUUUGUUAAAAGUGUUUCUCCUGGUUCUGCGGCCGAUCUCAACGGACGCAUACAUGUUAAUGAUCGCAUAAUUGAAGUGGAUGGGGGUCAGGUUGUAAAUUUACGCUUAGAACGUUAUCUACGUGGACCGAAAUAUGAACAACUACAACAAGCCAUAGCGGCUAACGAUGAAAUAACCAUUAGCGCAACGUCUACACCGUCACGUAAUUCCGCACAGCAUUGUUCUACAGCGGGAACAUCGCUUUUAAUGACAAGCAGUUCCGAAAUGUCUGCUUAUUUUCCGGGCUUGGAUGUGAGCAGUUUUCUGACGGAGUCUGACUCAUUCAUGCAGCCGACGAUUGCGAAGCCAGCUGAAACGUCAACUGCUUCCACUAGUGCGAGCGGUUUCGGCAUCGAUAAUAUUAGUGAGGAGCUUCCCAAGUUAUCUCCGGAACGUGCUCCAGAGUGCGAACAAGAGACAAUACAUGCUAAAAACAAUAUACUCUUGGCGCGACAUAAAUAUUAUACCGAACCGGAAUUAACUCCUGAAGUAGAACAAGAAAUUAUAAGAAAGUGGAAAAAUACCGUUGGUUCCGAUGUCGACAUUAUCGUAGCGCAGAUCAAAAAAUUUCCAAUCGGUGGACUGGGAAUCUCACUGGAAGGCACUGUUGAUGUAGAGAGUGGCCGAGAGGUCCGGCCACAUCAUUAUAUACGCUCCAUUUUAGCCGAUGGACCAGUAGGUGUGAAUGGCAAACUGCGAGCUGGUGACGAGUUACUCGAGGUUAAUGGAGAGCGUUUGUUUGGCAUGAACCACCUUGAAGUGGUAGCAAUUUUGAAAGAAUUGCCUCAAGAUGUGCGUAUGGUGUGUGGACGUGGUAGAACCGAAUUGCUACCUUUUUCGGAUGAUACGUUACGCAAGUUAGGUAAUAAUUUCGACAACCUAAUACCGUCUUCUGAUCGUUUAGUUAAAGCCAAAUCAGAUGGAAAUUUGGCAACUUCAUCGGCAACAAACGAAGAUUCCUUUAAACUGAAGUCACGUUCUCUAGAACCGCUAACUGGUCUAGCGAUGUGGUCUUCGGAGCCGCAAAUAAUCGAAUUAAUAAAAGGCGAUCGCGGCUUGGGUUUUUCGAUAUUGGAUUAUCAAGAUCCUAUGGAUUCUAGUGAUUGCUUAAUUGUCAUACGCUCUUUGGUAGGUGGUGUCGCGCAAUUGGAUGGACGUUUAAUACCAGGAGAUUGUUUGCUAUUCGUAAAUAAUAUUAAUUUAGAAAAUGCUACUUUAGAUCAAGCUGUGCAAGCUUUGAAAGGAGCGCCGAAGGGCUCCGUACGUAUUGGUGUAGCCAAACCCUUGCCUAUGACGGAUACUUCGCUUAAAGCAAAUGGUAACAAUAGCGGAAACGCUUUGUCAUCUGAAGGUGAUAGUGCUGGCAAUUCAUCAAACACCCGGAGCCUUCCUGCCACCGGUAGUACGAUGGAAAGCAUUCAUAACCAACUGGCAUAA